Molecule: messenger RNA, 184 nt
Organism: Prorocentrum cordatum
Lineage: Eukaryota; Dinophyceae; Prorocentrales; Prorocentraceae
Source: the annotation of a GenBank genome assembly
GACGCCUCCCCCGGCGAGCACGCAGUGCGACUGGGCCCGGGCGCGGCCUCCGCGUCGGACGAGGACCCGGCCUUCUUCGACACGGUGCACCGCGCCUUCUUCGCGCGCCUGCCCGCCCACGCCGCGGACGAGGGCGCGCCCGGGGCCUCGGCCGAGCCGCCUCGGCCGAGCUCUUCGCGCGGCU